Molecule: messenger RNA, 2539 nt
Organism: Coturnix japonica (Japanese quail)
Lineage: Eukaryota; Metazoa; Chordata; Aves; Galliformes; Phasianidae
Source: RefSeq, a predicted model, not a curated record
UUGCUUCAUUAAUGCUGCGCUUUUGAAUCUUAUUCUUAACAUAUAUUAUUUUCAACCUUAGAAAACUAUCAUUUCCAGUAAUAUUUUAUUACUCUAGGAGCGUCAUUGCUGGACCUGAUGUUUUUAGCAGCUGGCUUUCAGGACAUCAACAUCAUGUGUCUGAUUUGAUAAUUGCCACCAUGGGAGGUUGGAAUAAAUAUAGCACAUUAGGAGCUUUAUUACAAAUUGUAAGUUGUGAGCAGAUGCGUCUGUUAGCAUCAUAUGGAGAAGCCCUGUUGGGCAUAACAGCACAGGUCAGGACUAGUCAACCAAUAUAAGCUGCUUUAAAUUGUGCACCUUCCAAACAUAGGUGUGCCGCAUCUUACUUCAUAUUAAUUGCAACACAGACGUGCUAUGAAAGAGCCUUAGCAGCUGUUGGCAUUUUGACUUUUGCCAUCUGGAAGUUUGCAGAGCCCGUGAUCAGCAUUCACUGCCAAGCCCUCGCUUUCCCCACGACUGUUCCCAUGGAAACAGCUGCAGCUGGGAGAGGAGGGAUGGGGAAGGCUUUCUUGUUAGCAUUUGCAUGAGGUCUUUUGUCCUGAUUGAGGGUUCUCAGGACAGCAGGAAAUCUGCAGUGAAUGGAAGGCUGCUGACCUCAUCUGGGGAAGCCCAGCUGACUGGCUGGGCCAGCAGGUGCACUUUUCAACCAACAUUUCUCAGUCUCCUAGAGAAAUAUGGAAAAAUGGAGAAUAACCAUAGUGACAGAAUCACAUAAAGGCUUGGGUUGGAAGGGACCCUAAAGCCAACCCAGUCCCGCUGCCCUUCCAUGGGCAGGGCUGUGCCCCACUAGAUCAGGAUGCACAGGGCCCCAUCCAGCCUGGCCUUGAGCACCUCCAGGGUUGGGGCACCCACUGCUCAUUGGGCAGCAGUGCCAGCAAUAAUGUGAAAACUACAGAGUAAUCCAGCUGAUAUAUCUUAAAUUAAGGAUCACAACACACUUUGGCAUCUGGUCUGUUAGUUUUGGCCAAUGCUUUGGAAUAUCUUUACUUUAUUACUAUUGCUGUUAUUUUUGUUAGAGCAACGCUAAAAAAGAAGAAAAAAGAUGGCAGUAUUCCUAGUGCUACAGAAGCAGUUACAAAAUACACUGGGAUUUUUAGGUUGCUGAUAGCAUCUUCAGAAGAGCAACGUGGGAGAUGGCACAAAACCAUCACCUGUAACCAGUGUGUUCAUGUUUCCAGCUUGUUGAAAUUAUAACUGGCCCACUAAACAAAAGCUGGGUUUUAUUUAAAUCAGGCAAUGACGUUCACAGCUUCAGCCCCUUACCAAACUGCCCAGCAGUGGUGUGAGUGCUGUACAUCUGAACAUAGUUAUCCUAAAUGGCUGCUAUUUCUUGGUUGCUUUGUAAAGGUGUUGUUUUUUCCAGUUAGAUUGUGGAUUGCCAGCAGUAAAAUUGCUACAGCUUCCAUGCUAUCAUUGGUGUGCUAACCUAUGCUGCUUAAAUUGCUGGGAUCGAUGUGGACACCCUUCUUACACCGCUUGAUGUCACGCCCAGAUGUUUCAGUCUCUUUUUGGGAUGUUCUGUGCUUCAGUCCCUGCCUUUUUUCCUGUGCAGAGACUCCUCCCCUUCAGAAAAGACAUAAAGCAAGUGACUCUCCCACCUUGAUCAUAUACCUUCCUCACCUGCACGACUGGCUUCACCUCGCAUCUGCUGAUACAUAAGGUUUGAUUCUUCUCAUUACGCAGCACUGAUUCAGCCCUUGGGCUGUCAUUUCUUGGCACUUGCACUGGUGAUUUUUCAGGCAUGGAGAAGGCAAUUGUUCGUCCAUAUAAAAGGCCGAAUGCUCUCUGUAGGCUGAUUUGCUUUCCGUGGGCUGGAGGUGGAACUUCUCACUUUGCUCAAUGGGGUAAACUCUUCGGCAACUCAAUUGAAGUGUCUGUUGUAAGGCUUCCUGGAAGAGAAAGUCGUGCUAAGGAGCCUUUUGCAAAAGACAUGACAGCUGUCAUUAAUGACAUCACUAACGCUUUGCUGAAAGAUCUGCAAGAAAAACCGUUUGCAUUCUUUGGUCACAGUUUUGGAGCUUACAUUAGCUAUGCAGUUGCAGUACACUUGAAAGAAAAGCAUGGACUAGAGCCGAUCCAUCUUUUUUUAUCAGGGGUGUACGCCCCACAUUCGGAAGCAUUUCUUCUGAUGGGAAAAGUAAACGAAGUAAAAGAUGAAGACAUUCUUGAGCAUGUCAAAUUCUUAGGAGGAACUCCUUCUGAGUUUCUGAACAAUGAGGACAUCAGGAAACACCUGAUACUUACUGUCAGAAAAGACGUUAGCAUUCUUCAGACGUAUUCUUUUGAGAAGGCAGAAAAGAAAACCAUCUUCUCUUGUGAUGUCACCUGCUUUGAUGGGUCUGAAGAAACAGUGCACGAUGCUGAAGCCUGGCUCAGUAUAACCAGAGGAGAUACUUCCAUCUACAGUCUUCCUGGAGCUCACUUUUAUCUGCUGGAACCUGCUAAUGAAAUUUUUUUGAUAAAACACAUAACCAAGUGUAUAGAAAAUGCUGCUCUAUGA